Molecule: messenger RNA, 698 nt
Organism: Diospyros lotus (date-plum)
Lineage: Eukaryota; Viridiplantae; Streptophyta; Magnoliopsida; Ericales; Ebenaceae
Product: sm-like protein LSM7
Exons: 6
Coding region: 246-545 (99 amino acids)
Biological process (GO): nuclear-transcribed mRNA catabolic process; mRNA splicing, via spliceosome
Cellular component (GO): spliceosomal tri-snRNP complex; U12-type spliceosomal complex; U2-type prespliceosome
Molecular function (GO): RNA binding
Source: RefSeq, a predicted model, not a curated record
CUCCAUUUGCUUUGCUUCAGCGAGAAUCUGUUGGCUAUUUGCUGCAAAGCAAAGCGGGAAAGUGGAGAGAGAAAGAAAAGAAGAAUACCGAGGUAAAUUUAGGGCACGAUUCUCUCCGAUCGUCUUCUGCCUGACCACUGCACCACAUAGCCUGCAUUUGUCGCGUCAGAAUUUCGAGCUUUUGCUAUAGCUCGAGAGAUCUCCUUUCUUGAAGGACCAACAGAGAAGCCUGAUCGCUCAGCAGGAUGUCUGGCCGUAAAGAGACAGUCUUGGAUCUAGCAAAGUUCGUUGACAAGGGUGUCCAGGUCAAGCUUACUGGUGGAAGACAAGUAACAGGAACCCUGAAAGGAUAUGACCAGUUACUGAACCUUGUCUUGGAUGAAGCUGUAGAGUUUCUAAGAGAUCCAGAUGAUCCACUAAAGACCACUGAUCAGACUAGGCAUCUUGGCUUAAUAGUCUGUAGAGGAACUGCGGUAAUGCUCGUGGCACCUACCGAUGGCACUGAUGAGAUUGCCAAUCCUUUUCUCCAGCCAGAUGGGGCCUAAAUUUGUUUCAACUUUUCCAUCCAUCCAUCAUCUGCCUUUUGUAUCAUUUUAUCCUUAUUCUGAGGUGCCCCAAAACUUUUUGUAGAGUUUGGAAUAUAUACAUAUAUAUUAGUGAAAGAAUGCUAUAAUAAUCUAUAUAUAUAUGAUUUGAAA